GCCCCCCUGGGAGGGAGUGAAGUUCUAUUUUCCCUGGUGCUGGCCAUAAAUACAGGAGCCCCUGGCUAGCUCGCAUAACACCCUUUGGAGAUCUGUCAGUCAUACAAUGCAGUGAGAGCCUUGCUCUUUCUUUCUUGGACCAUCCUUAGUUCAUUCACUUCCCCUGCAUGCCAUCUGGGAACACCUGUUGUAUUCUAGAGAAAGAGAAACAACAGAAGAAAGAAAACUCUACAAAACAAAUCAAGGUAGUCAAUUCACUCAUCCUGCACUUUUUCCCCUCCCUCCCUCUUUUUCUUUCUGAUUCGUUCUUUGUUUUUUUUUAUAAUGUUUUCAUUUAUUUUGUCUCUAUACAGUGUUAUGCUUGUCUCCUAUUUUAUUAAAUAAUACUCAUUCUUUUUUUUUUUUUUUCCAAGACUAUCUUUAAUAUUUUUUCAGCAGCAUUUGCUUAGAAGUAUCACUAAAUGCAGGUAAUAUAAAAAGGGUGUUUGUAACAAUUUUAGGCAGCAUAUUACAUGUGCACGGAAGGUGUACAUGUGAUUCAAAAAUACUUUUUUGUCUUUGAAAUGGAUUUUCUAUUCUGCUCCUAGUCACGCUUCAAGCAGUAGGAAUGAUGUCAGCCUUUCCUGUUCACAGAUAACAUAUGCAGGGUUAUUCAUUAUACCAUUUGGCUAUUUUGAUCUCCAAUUUUAAAUUCACUUUGAAUAAACCUGAUAAUGUUUUUGUUGAAACUUAGGGUCAAAAAUGUAGGAGAACCUCAGUUAAACAGAGUUUAAAAUUAAUACAUUCUGCUAUCUUUUGGGUAAAAAAUGCUUAGUGCACCCAAUAUUUAACAUCUUUGUGCUAAUCCCUCGAGUUUGACUUAUAUCUAACCAUAUAUAACGCCUGACUUAUAUCCCUAUUCAUAUCAAUAGGGAACUUAACUUUGGGGAAAGUUGCCACAUUCACGUUAACCCCCAAAUUGAGGUUCUUGACUAAUCUGAGAAUGCACAUUUUACGAGGCUCAUUGCUGCUGGGUAAUCCAGCUGAAUUUAAAACGUAAACUACCACAAAUUGGUCUCAAUAAUUAUUUUGUGACGAUUCUCAGAUUUGUACCAAAAAUUAUUAUAAUGCUACUGACCAAACACUAGAUUGUAAUGUAGCAAAAUUCAAAUUGCAAAUUUUGACCAACACACUGAGAUGGAAAAAACAUUUAGCUAUUUAGCUACAGUCACAGUUUGGCUAUUUGAGCCUAAACUAACCGAGAGUUAAAAACAAAGUUUAUUUACUAAACAUGGGAUUUUGGGGAGAACAGGAAUGCUGUGGAUGUAUCCAAAUUGUUCUUAAUUAUAGAACAAAUGUGACCAAUGCCUCUGCUUACAAGAAAUUCAUUAUAAUUGUUUUAUUUUUAUUUUAAUAUUUAAUGAAUUUGUUUCUUUAAUAACCUAUUACCGCUUGUUGCUUCAACUUAUUGCCAUAACAAAAAUAUGAAGGUUUUAGCUGCAGUUUUUGACACAGACUUCAUAAAGCAGUGAUAGCAUACCAUGGUUCAUGUUUUAGAUUAUUUUGUACAAAAUAACUUUAGAUUUCUGUCUAAUCUGUGUUUAAAUCACCAUAAAUGUUUGAAAAAUAUUUUAUUACUGUAUAAAUAUAAAGCAAAUUAACUUUGGUUCACUAGUUAUUUUAGCAGACGACGAGUUUAGGCAAGAAUUUUGCAAGAUGCAAAGUAUAAAUAUAUUUGGACAGUUAUAGAUUAAAGGCCAUGAGGUUUCAAUAUAUUGAGUCACCUGCAUUUUCAGUCAUUAUUAUUAUUAUUGGUAUUUAUAUAGUGCCAACAAUAUUAUAAAAUGAGAAAAUUGAACAAUAAUAUUUUACAAUAUUAUAACAUGGGGAAAUUUAACAAUAAAUGAGGUAAUUACAACAUGUUACAGGAGCAAUAGAUUGGAGGACCCUGCUCAAAUGAGCUUACAGUCAAGAGGUGGGGUAUACAAAUACAACAGAACAUCAAAGGAACAGCAAGCAACCAAGGUAGGAAAGUAGCAGAACUGGAGGUGAAAGUGGAGUGUGACCCUUUAGAAGAGAGCAAGAGACAGAUUUGUGACAUAGAAGUUACUCUGGGAUGCCAAAUGCUUUUCUGAAGAGAUGAGUUUUGAGGGACUUCUGAAAUGAUUGAAGACAAGGUUAGAGUCUGAUGGGGGUAUGCAGGCUGUUCUACAGGAAGGGAGACAGCCGUAAGAAGUCCUGCAAGAGCCAAAUAGCAGUAUGGGUGCAAGCAGCGGACAGGAGAAGGUCAACGGUAGAGCAGAGAGACCGAGAAGAGGCAUACCUUAAAUCAGUGAAGAAAUAGCUAAAGUUGUUUAGAGCUUUAUAGGUAAGGGUUAGUAUUUUGAAUUGACUCCUAUGGGAUACAGGAAGCCAACUUAAGGAUCAGCAGAGGGGUGAGGUGUGAGAGGAACUAAAAAGGAGAGAAAGAGCAGCCUGGCAGCAGCAUUCCUCACAGACUGUAGCGAGGCAAUACGGCUUCUGGGGAGGCCAAUUAAUAGGGAAUUACAGUAAUCAAUGCAAAAAAAUACUAGAGCAUGCGCAAGCUCCUCGGCAGCAUUUUGUGUAAGAAAGAGGCAGAUGUAGGCAAUGUUUUUGAGGUGGAAUCAAUAGGUUUUAGCAACACACUUGAGAUGAGUCACAAAGGUGAGGCCAGAAUCACACCAAGAUAACACCAAGACGGCAAGCUUGCACAGAUGGGCUGAUGCAGGUCAUCAACUUGCAGGGAGAAGAGGAUCAGCAUUACGAGGAGGAAAAUUAACUAGCUCCAUUUUAAAGAGAUUGAAUUUCAGAAAGCGGGAGGAGUAAUAGGUGGUUAUAGAAUAUUAAAGACUUUUUUUAUGUAUAGAGUUUUCUUAUGUCAAGUAUGUGUGUUUAUCAUAUAAAUAGCCUGUUCACUCUAGAACCUAAGCAAAAAAAAAAUAAAAAGUUACCUAAUCACUAUCCCAAAUCCCUUUGCACAUUUAAAUAACAGGAGGUUUUAAGUACAGCUUCAAUGGCUAUUAAAGUGAAAGCUCACGUGCCCAUCAAGGCAAAAUCUCUUAGGUGAGUCCUACAUUAACAAUUCACCUUGUUGCUUUCACUGAAAAGUAAGAAUCUUCAAUGAGACAGAUAAGGGUAUUUUUCAUGUACCCUUACACACUUAUUAACCCUUAGUAGGGUACACAUGGGGUGGGCGGCAUCACUGUAACAUCGCUGUGCAAUACAGGAUCUAGGUGGAUCUGGGUUCUAAUGUAAUUAAAUGACGUGUUCACACUAACAAAAUAAUAAUACUAAUAAUAGGGCAUUUUAGGAUGUUAGAUUUAAGUUAUAAACACACUGGGCUGAAAACUACUUCUAUGAUUCAUUUUAUUUCUAUUUUCUCCAGUUAUAUAGUUAAUUUAUCUUAAUUUAUCUUGUUUUGUCUUAUUUUUGGUUGCAGAAAAAAACGUGUUCAUAUUUAUAAAAUGUCAAUAUUUUCUAAAAUGUAAUACAUGUUUAUGUAACUGUGUUUUCAGAUGCACAAGUGUACAAGUCUCGUGUUGGUGUCUGUAAUCCUGUGUGCCACCAUCUCACACACCUUUGGACAUGUUUUAACAGUAAGUAUUUACUAUAAAUAUCAGUCUAGUGUUUAAUUCCUUUCAUGUGCCAUGUUUUGCAAACUUUUUUUCAGUUCAUAAUUCCAAAAGGGGUAAUAAAAAUACUACCUAAAAAUACAACCCAAUAGAGGUCUGAAAUAAUUUGCAGAUCAACAAUACUCCACUCCAUGACCAACCCAAGAUCUUUCCAGGUUCUAGAACUUACAAUUCUAAUUCCAAAUGAGAUCAUAAAAAAACUGCCUAAAAAUACAACCCAGUAGACAUCUGAAGUAAUUUGUAGAUCAACAAUACUCCACUGAAUGACCAACCCAAGGUCUGUCCGUGUUAUAGAACCUACAAUUCUAAUUCCAAAGGAGGUCAUACAAAUACUGCCUUAAAAUACAACCCAGUAGUGGUUGGAGCUACUUUACUCCAUUGUGUGACCAAGCCAUGGUCUUUCCAGGUUCUAAAACUUACAAUUCAGUUCACCCUAAGCAGUCACCACAUCCCAAGGCUAUCUACAUAAGGCUGUCAUCUAUUCUGAUAAAUCACAUGUUCACUAAAUGCAAAUCAGUUGCACAUGGCAGUAAAAAUGUAUAUUGGGAAAAUAAAAGUAUCUUGGUUAUUCAAUGCAGAGCUCUCAAGUCACAAAGUUCCAGUGUCCUGACCUGAAGGAUUUACAGCUAAAAAAAAAUAUCUACUAGCAGGAUUCAGCUUCCUGCAGAUCAAUGGUAAAAAAGCCCUGUACCGGUCACCCUGAUUUAGUUGGAAUAUGAUGGGGUAGGGCAUAUGCAAAUUUUUAGCAACAACUGUCCUCUCUUUCACACUUUAUCAAGAAACAAUAAUUGCCAGUCUGUUAGAGUUAAAAGUACUAUAAUGUUCAGAUCAAGAUGGAGUUGGCUAAUUUUGCCAUGCUGACUUGACUUGUACUGGUGUGUUUUAUCGCAAUUGGCUAUUAUUAAAUAGAGUCUUGUUCCAUCUUUAUCAAGCUGCUAGCCACACUAAAAACUGUUAAUUGCCUAAUAACGUUUCACUCAUGUCAACAUAACUUUUGACUUGUGGGAUCUCUAGUAGUUUAUACUUUAUGGCUUUCCUUUAGCAGAGACUUUGAUUUAUCAAAGCAAAAAUAUUCCUGGGGCGAAUAGCUGGUUAAGUAGCAAUCGCCAUGGAAACCAAUAGAUUAUGUCGUAGCAUUUGGCAUUUUGAACCCAAAAUAGCAACUGUCUUGCCUUGAUGAAUCUCCCUCCAAAUAUGAUGUGAAAAUGAAAUGCGAAAUCUAUAAAAAUGUUUAAAUUAUUAAAUUGCUUAAUUAUACACAAAAAUCCAUUAAAUAGCUGUUGAGUUUUAUUAUUUUUGUCAAAGAGCAAAAAAUUUGAAAACUCAUUCAGGAUCGGGCAUCGUGUUUAUCUUGUUUGUUUCUUGUGAAUUUUACAUUCCGAAGAGUUUAUUAGCGAUCAGUAUGUGAAAGCCAGCAAGGCUUCAUAGAGAUAAAGUGAAUCACAUUACACAAUUAUACGUAAUGUUGUUAUAGUAUAAUAAUCAUUAAUCAUAAUGUUUCUGCUUUAUAUCUGGUGCAAAUCAGGUGCAAAAUAUAGCUGAACUAAAUCGGAUUCAUCUGUCUUUAUGCAUUUCUUGUUCUCAUUUUGUAGCUGGUUAAUUUAAUAACUUGAGGUGUACAGUUAUUUUCACAAAUCAAAUCAGCUGCGUAUUUUUUUAAUGCACUCAAAUCAUUUAGCAACAUUUCCACAAAAUGACAAAUCUCAGUGUUUCUUUUUUACUUAAAUAAUUCAAGAUGUUAUCAGCAGAUUCAUUUAUCACCGUCUAAACAGAAUUAUUGCAAAACCCUAUGGACAAUGAUGAGGUCUUAAUGACCCCAUCAUAAUAUACACCCUGAGAUCCUGUCUCUGGUGCUCUAGUGUGAGUAAGUAGGGAAAUCUUCUUAUCUUUACACCUUUCAAAGAUGACCUGUAGAAAUUGACACGGGUACCAGGCAUGAUCCCCUUCAUUCUUUAAACAGAACAUGUGGAAGAUGAAAAUAAAAUACUGAAUGCCCCCAGGACCAGAUUUCCCUAUAAGGUCACCAAGGCCAUGGCAUAGGGGUGGCAGGCACAAGAGGGGUGGCAUGGCUGGUGAGGAGAUCAAAGAUCUCCCUCACCGGCUAGCCCAUGCUCAUGCUGAGUUGUGGCUGUGUGUGCAGCAUCCAGCCUGCUCGAGAAGGAGACUACAGACCUGCCUUUUCUCCUUCCGGGCUGCUGAGCCUUUGUACUGAUCUGAGGAGAGUGGGUGGGCCUAUGACAUCACUGUCAAUAAAAAAAAAUCAAUCCUUCUCACCUUCUCAUUCCAGCUAGUGGCCAAUGCCAGCCCCCUGCCUUGCCUUGCCCAACCCAUGGGCCAGCCACCUGUGCCCACCAAAGUCUAUGUGUGUGUGCGUCUGCAUGGGUCAAUGUGUGUCUGAAUGUGUCAGUGUGUGCGUGUCUGCAUGGAUCAAUAUAUGUCUGCAUGGGCCAGUGUGUGGCUACAUGGGACAGUGUGUGUGUGUCUGUAUGGGUUAGUGUGAGUGUGUCUGCAUGGGUUGGUGUGUGUCUGCAUGGAUCAAUGUGUGAUAUAGAUAUAAAUGCAACCAAGGCAAUAUAGAGGAUACAGCUGUUAAUCUACAAAAACAUAAAGACAUAUAAUAGUGCAACAUUGUUUAAAAAUGGUUAAUGUGGUCUUAUUGGGUUACACUCACAGAUGUAAAUUCUGCUUUAUUUAAUAUAAAAAGAAUAAAACAAGAAGAUACAAAAUAUGUAUAUUUAUAUUAUAGGUCCUUUUAUUGGAGCGCAAUAAGCGCACAUUAACAUGUGCAUGCGUACAUCUUCACAGCAAAUAAUAGCAGGAGAGGGCAAGAAAAUUUAUACCUGGGGCCAAAUAUAAACAAAUGGCCUUUUGUGUAUUAAACUGACAAGUAUUAGUGUGGAUGGUCCUUCUUACGUGGUGGAUGCUGCUGGUUUUGCAAGGUGUCUAUCCUUCAUCUGUAUGACAGAGCAUUCAAAGAGGUCCAUGCAUGCCUAAGAGACACAGAAUCUAUUUCCUGCCAGCUUCAAUGACACCUGCGUGUAAUGAAUGUCAUGAUUAAUGUCUCAUAUCACAGUGGGGUCUAUGGUAAACACUUACAUCAUACACACUGAUUAUGUCCUGUAGGCCUGGGCAGCCCAGAAACCCAAGUACAACAACACAAUAUCUCCAUGAGCAGGUCCAAGUCGGGAGAGCAUUUAGAGUACAGUGAACCAGGCCAUUCACAAACCUACAAAUUGCCAACUUUGCAAGCACCCUGCACAAUUACGAUCUGCCAAGGCACUCAUGCAAUACUGUGCACAAACAUCCCAACACAACUCCCACUAUUUGAAUUUUCCCAUUACCCCAUUUUCCAGCCUUCCUAUGAACAAUGGUAUGUUGCAAACUUCAACUUGGACAUUUAUCAAUUAAUUUUUGUUCUGCACAUGUAUACAUACUGUGUGCAUAUCCAUUCUAACAGAAUGUAAGGUAUAAUGUUCAAGAAACACAAUCCACUUGCUGCUUGAAAUCGAUUUUCUGUCUAUGUUGAUUGAUUCAAAGCUUUCCUAAGAGGGACACUAUAGUGUUAGGAAUACAGUUUUAUAUUCCUAACGCUAUAGGAAUAAAAAAUACAUUACAAACUACGGGAGACAGUAAAACAUUUGGUAGAUGCUAUAAACCAGUCACUAAUAGUUAAGUUUGGUAACAUGGAAACAGCCGGUAGUUGCUGAUGUUAACAAAUACCAUUUUAGCAACUAUUAUUAUUUUUUCAGUCGCGGAUUGCGACAAGCAUAAAGAAAGUGUAUAAACCCCCGAUAAUGUAAAUUGGCUUCUCAUCUCGCAGCAGCACAAUGAAUAAAGAAAAAAAAAAGAGAAAAUAUGCUAUAGUAAGUGUCUAGAAUGCAUGAUUUGAUCCAGGCUCCCAGUGAAUGGGAUUAUAAAAGGAACUGAACCUUAUGUCAGUGUGACUCUGGCACAAAAUUUCCCUUAUUAAAAAGGGUGAAGUUUAAGGUGGACAGUGAACAGUAAAGAACAGCUACUACCUCUCCAAUAUAAAGAUGGAUUUUGAAAAGAUGAGAGCUGCACUGGAGGAGUUUUAAAUAAUGUUUUGCAAUUAUAAUCAUAAUUGUGAGCUAUAUAGACAUGGUUCAUAGCAGCCAAAAAAAGUAUGUUACAAAGGAUUUCUCUCUUGCAGCCUUCUUGAUUUUAUUACAUCUAAAUCUCAAUGCUGACAAUCUUGGUCCAAUCUAAUGGUUAUCAUACAGAAUCGCAACACUCAGCCAACCAGAUGCUUCUCAUAGAGAAACAUUGAGGACUUAUGGCGAAUGCAUGAUAUUCGCAGGCUCGGCCAAUCACCUGGGGUUCCCUGGGUGCUGCACCACUAAUAUCAAUGGGUGACUGGAAGCUACUAAUAUCUAUAGGGAGAGGUAUUAGCAGUAGUAAGAGGGAAGUGCUCAUGCCAUUGUACAGAACACUGGUGAGACCUCAUUUGGAGUAUUGUACGCAGUACUGGAGGCCGUAUCUUCAGAAGGAUAUUGAUACUUUCAGAGAAGGGCUACUAAACUGGUUCAUGGAUUGCAGGAUAAAACUUACCAGGAAAGGUUAAAGGAACUGAACAAGUAUAGCUUGGAGGAAAGACGAGACGGGGUAUAUGAUAGAAACAGGAGGAGACUAUAUUUAAAAGAAGAAAAACUACCACAACAAGAGGACAUAGUCUUAGAUUAGAUGGGCAAAGGUUUAAAAAUAAUAUCAGGAAGUAUUAUCCUAACUAUAAGAUAAAGCCAGGUACUAAUGAAAGUAUUUAGAAAAUUUGUCAGAGUAGAUGGGCUGAAUGGUUCUCAUCUGCCAUCACAUUCUAUAUUUCUAUGUUUCUCUCUGCUCUCUGUCUGAGAGUGAUUAACUGAUUCUCAGAAGAGCUAAAGGAAGAUCCUGCUUAGGAGCUUCUGGUUCUCCGCCAUCAAUAGUGGAGAUGGGGUGCGGGGCCCAGCCUGUCACCAUUGUGAGCUGUAGUGGUUAUGGUACUUGGAGUGUUCCUUUUAGUAUUCUCUAAUUUUUAGGUAUUUGCAGGAGAUUUUUAUGAUAAGUGUGAUAUAGAUAGCAUGUUACAUAUCAAUAAAAUAAGUAAACAGUUACACACAAUAGCAGUUAUAAAUAUUCUGAUCUUUUUUUUUUCAUAUGUUUAAAAACUGGUGAAAACUAUCUCUUUUCUAUAAGAGAAGAUUGCUUGACCCACUUGCUAUGACUGUUACAGUUGUAUUUUAUAACAAGAGGCUUAUAUUUUAUUAAGAGAAGCCUUGCUGUAUUUUUCACAUUAAGUGCUUAUUACUGUUAGAAUGUAACAGUUUUUACAAUGGUCUUUUGUUAUUCAUACUUCAUGGAAAUAUAAUCACAGUGAGCUUUCUUCAAAUGUAAACCUUAUUUUUCUUUCUGUAGGGAAAAGAAAAACGUGGCUGGACACUGAAUAGUGCAGGUUACCUCCUAGGACCACGUAAGUCACAUCACCUGUGAGAUUUUAAGAACCUUUAGAGUACAAACAGUCACAUUUUGAUCCCCAGCUAUUGCAGAACUACAACUGCCGUGGUGCUUUGCCAGACUUGAGAAUGACAAAGCAUCAUGUUGUAUUUUCUGCAACAUGUAGAGAUUUGGCUUCGCCCCAUUUGUCUUAGAGUAAUUGGUAGAUGGAAUGGGGUUUAUGUGCUUAAAAUAUUAGAAUAUAAUUACUGUAAAGCUCUAUAAACUUCGGCAAUGAUAAACAAUACUGGAUGACAGGUGAUUCAACAUUGCAUUUCAUACUCCAUGAUCCCCAUCCCAUUUCUUCAUAAAAUAGUUUACAAAAGCAGGUGGUUCUGCAUUGUUUUUGCUUUUCUUCUUUGUCUAUCGCCUUAUGUGGGAUUGCCACAUUUAAGAAUAUCGAAUUAAGUUGCUUUCUACUAAACACAUUCACACACACAAACACACACACAAUCAUGUACAUAUAAGCACACACAAGAUACACACACAAAUAACCACAAACAUACACACAUACUCAUAGACACACACAUAUAAUCACAUACACACGCAUUUAAUCACGUACAUUCCCAAAUAAAUAAUCAGGCAUACACACACAUAAUCACAGACAUACACAGACCCAUUAUCACAGAUUAAGAAACAGAGCAUAGACAAAAAAAUACAGCUUUAAAUUUUACAAGGCUACUUGAAAUCAUAUAUAUUAGCAAAUAAAUAUGGGGAUUUAGUUCCACUAUAUGGUCACAUUGUGUUACGCCCACCACUCUGUCACAGUACCUCAAUAUCGAUGGGUCUAACACUGGGCCCCCUAGUUGGGACAGUCACGUCAGCAGGUUCCAGGUGGGACAUCUGAGAUCGCUGUCCAGAAGACUGCAGUUCUAGGACAAGCUAAACUACUUUGCAAAACCCCCAGACUCCCAGGCUUCUGGUAGAGGACCAGAGAAUGAGGAACACCAGAGAAAGAGGAAUACACAAAAAUACCAAAGUAAUUUAUUUAUUUACUUAUACAUAGACCAUGCAGAGAUUCAUCCCUAAAAAAAAAACUUAAAGGGCAUCUCAUAGCUGGCAUAUCUAGUUAAAGGUAAAUAGCUGACAAAGCGGUUUGAAUUGAUAUAUUUUUAGGACUUUGUAAAUUAAAGGUGUACUCUAAGUGUCAAAACCACUAUUGUACGCUGUAAUGGUUGUGGUGCUAAGUGCCCUGAUAUCCUCCCAUGAUUAUUAAACUACCUGCAAACAGUUUGACAAGUUUCCCAGGGUAUGCUGAGAGCUGGUCACCUUCUCCAGGAGAGCUGGAAACUCUCUACUCUGAGCAAGAGCUUCCUUGAGCCUGUGACCAGAGGUAAAUAAUAAUAAUUAUUUACCCAAGGUAAAUAAUAUUCAACUAAAAUUAAUAAUAAAAUGAAAUGUCAACUCUUUGCAUCACUGUAGAAAAAAAAAAAAAAACUCUAUCAAAUAGAAAACUCAACCAAAGGUGUAUAAUACCUCUAUCAUGUCUGCUAAACAUCUUUCGAAAUAAAUGUCCCAAACCUUAUGAUUCAACCAAUCCUGUACAUAAAAUAUUGUUUUACUACUAGGUUCACAGGGCCAGUGAUGAGGCAUGCAUGCUCUUUUGUACCAGUAGUGACAUUCUGUUGUAAGAUUGUGAAUAUUUUUUGUGCAGGUAUCUUAUAUGUUAAUGUCCUUCAUCAAUCAUCUUUUUUUCCCAUCAAACAUCUCUUUUUUCGGCACCACAGAUGGCAUUCCGAAUCAUGAAUCAAAAUGAAACUGUUCAUCCAUUGUGCAUUUCGUCUGUCUUGUGAUUCGGUCAUGGCGAUUUAAAGUUGCUGAGUUCAGAUGAUUCGCAGAUUGCCCAAAAUUCGAAUGAAUUACAAUCUGUUUAAAACCGAAUGCACAAGUCUUUUGUAAAAAAUAUAUAAUUUUAGAGUACAAUAGCUAUUCAAAAGUAUUGUUGAGAACUUAAAACCGUAGCAGGCAAGCCAAAUAUUUUAUGUUGGUAGGUCAAAGACAAAAAGACAAUAUAGGAACCUAGACAAGGUACUGUUUGUAUUGUCUUUUAAUCCAAAUUAUAAAAAAAUUUGACGGGUAGUUCAACAAUUUUUUUAAAAAAGGGAUGGUAAAAUGAAACCCGUUUCAUAUCACUAUUUAUGAAUUGAACAAAUAAGGUGACCUGAUCAAAGCUGAAUAUUGUUACUAUUACCGUGUAUUUGAAAUUGUCAUUGGCAUCUUCAUUUGUAAUAACUUACUUAUCAAUUUACUCAACAGAUGCAAUAGAUAAUCAUAGAUCUUUGAGUGAUAAACAUGGAUCAGCUGGAAAACGGGAUCUACUAUCUGAAGAUGACAUUAAGACAG
Pelobates cultripes (western spadefoot toad) is the source of this 11462-nucleotide messenger RNA. The record is from the annotation of a GenBank genome assembly. Lineage: Eukaryota; Metazoa; Chordata; Amphibia; Anura; Pelobatidae.